AUGUCGAGUUCCAGUGCAUCAAGAUUUCUUUUAAGCCUCCCUAAUGAGAUUACCAUGGAAAUUCUUGGGCAUACUGAUUUGAAGGAUAUUAAUUCUAUCUCUUUGGCGAAUAGAAAAUUUCAUAAACUUUUGCAGGAUGACUAUGUCUGGCAACUAAUGUGUAAAAUUCAAUACCCCGAAAGUAGGAUCACAGAUGCACAAAAGGAUCUAGAUGAAAAUGAAACUUUGAAGCAAUUAUCUACUACCUCUAUUCCGGAAUCUAAAACAGGUGAAAACAUCAGCAUUUUUGAAAAUCUCAAACACUUUUUAAGAUCGUUAUACCCGCGUACCGAACAGGACGCAGAGCCAAGUACAGACGUUUCUCCGCCAACAGAAAAUAAUGAAAUGGAAUGGAUGAAUUUGUAUAAAUAUCUAUCAAAUCCAAUCAGUUUUAUUGCAAAAGAGAAAGGUGUUACUUGGUUGGAUUGUCACGAUGGACCAUUUCGUGGUCAAAAUCAUUGGGAAACAGAAGAUGGAGAAAGUGCAUAUGGAAAAAUAGUUCACCUCAAUUAUGUGUGGUGGUUUGAUGUAGUAGCGACGCUGAAAUGCGUUCAACCUGGAACGUAUGAUGUUAUCUGGAGAUUCAAGGUUGAUGGAAGAAGCUUUGGCUUAAAUGGGUUAAAUUUCAAAACGCAAGUUCUAGCCAAUAGCUACGAGGAAUUAGAUACUCCUGAAAAGGUUGUUCAAGAAAAAAACCACGUAUCAGGUUCUAAUGUAUUUAGAGACAUUAAAUCAAAAGGAACCUGGGCCGAGUAUUGCUUACCAUACCAAAUUGAUGUACCUAAAGAAAGAAUUGUUGAUGGAGAAAACGUUUGGUACGACGUUAGAUGUAAAAUAUACAAUCAUAAUGGAUCUCAGAAAUGCGGUUUGGACGACUAUGUCUGGAAAUUAAUGUGCAAAAAUCAAUACCCCGAAAGUAGAAUUUUAGAAGCACAAAAGGAUCUGGAUAAAGAUAGAGUUUUAAAGCAGCUAUUUACAACUGUUCCAGAGCCUAUAACAGCCACACCUUGCACCAGACAGGAAGCAGAGUCAAGUACCAAUGUUCCGUCAGUAACCUCAAAUGAUGAAAUGGAAUGGGCGAUUUUAUAUAAAUAUCUAUGUGACUAUCAUUUCCUUGUUAAAGCAACGCUUAGAUGCGUUCGGCCUGGAACGUAUGAUAUCAUUUGGAGAUUCAGGGUUUAUGGAUAUUCUAGUUUGGAGAUGUUAAAUUUUAGGGCAUAUGUUCUGGCUAAUAGUUACAAAGUAGAUACUCCUGAAACGGUCGUUCAAGAAAAAAAGUCCGCGGUAAUACAAGUUAUGAGUCUAGGCAUUCAAUCAAAAGGAGGCUGGAUCAGAUUCAUCUCACAAGAAAUUGUCGUGCCUGAAGAAAGGCUCGUUGAUGGAAAACCUAUUUGGUAUGACGUUGUAUGUAAUAUAUACGCUUAUCCUAGGAACCCGGUAAACGGAUUGUGCAUAGAUUAUGUCAAAUUAAGGAGCCAUCAAGAUGGGAGGGAGCACCAAGUCUUUGAGUAG
Acaulospora morrowiae is the source of this 1551-nucleotide messenger RNA. NCBI's taxonomy places the organism in Eukaryota, Fungi, Glomeromycota, Glomeromycetes, Diversisporales, Acaulosporaceae. The record is from the annotation of a GenBank genome assembly.